AUGAUACAGUUACCUGACUUGUGCAUCUCUGACAACACGCAGCUUGUCCUCAGUGCUGUGGCUUGUCUUGGUGUUGUAGGAAUACUUGUUCGGGCUUACCAUCAUACAACGGAGAGCCAGCUUCCUCUCCCACCUUCCCCUCCCACCUGGAGACUUUGGGGGCACUUCCUACCGUAUCUCCACCCAUCUCUCGUGAUAGCGGGAUGGAUUGAAAAGUACGGUCCUCUGAUCACCAUCCGGUCAAGAUUUGAGCACAUCGUCAUUAUUGGCCGUUACAAGGCAGCCAUUGAUAUCAUGGAGAACCAGGGCAAAUUUACAGCCGAUCGUCCUCGCAUGAAUGCUGCUGGAAAAAUGUUUAACGGCGCACUUAGUCUCGCGUUUGUGCCCUUUGGGGACAAGUUCCGUCGGAUGCGUAGAACACUUCAUUCGCAUCUCCAGCCUAAAGCAGCUGAGGCCUAUCAACCUCUGCAGAUGUCACACGCGAAGAACACAGUUCUCAGCAUUCUCGACGAUCCAUACAACUAUCAUAACCAUGUGGUAACUUAUGCUGCGACGACAAUCAUGAAAGUUGCAUAUGGAAAGAGUGCACCCACAUCUGCCACCGAUCCGGAAAUUGUUGAACUCAGUCGACGCAUCAAGAUAUCAAGUGUAGCCCGACGUCCUGGCGCUUACCUAGUAGACUGGAUCCCGUGGCUCAAAUAUCUUCCUUGGUAUGGACGAGAUUUGAAACGGUCAUUUGAGAGUACCAAGAAACUCAACAUUGGUCAGCUGAACCGCGUGAAAGAGCAAAUGCAAAGUGACAAGGACAUCGGCCCUUCGUUCGCGAAAUAUUUACUAGAGAAUAUCCAUCUCCAUGGUUUAACAGAAAUUGAGAUGGCCUUUCUUGGCGGUACCUUUUUUGCAGCUGGAUCUGGUACCACUUCUGCGGCAAUAUCCACGGUGCUGAUGGCAGCCGCAUGUUUCCCCGAAGAGCAAGCUCAAGUUCAAGCUGAGCUUGACAUGGUCAUCGGAAGGCACCGAGCACCAACCUUCGCCGACCAAAAUUCUCUUCCUCGCCUGCAAGCAUUCAUCUCCGAGGCUUUAAGAUGGAGACCGCCUUUGCCUACCGGUGCAUUAGCUCACCGAACAACCCACGACGUGAUUUGGGAAAACUAUCGUAUUCCAGCUGGGACCACAUUGUUCGGCGACCACUGGUCCAUCUCUCGAGAUCCAGAUGCCUAUCCAGAGCCUGACACGUUCAAACCUCAGCGCUGGAUUGACGACCAAUAUCGUCUAAGAGACGAUUUAAAAAAUUUCGUCUUUGGCUUUGGUCGGCGCGUAUGCCCUGGUCAACAUGUCGCGAACAGAUCGGUGUUCAUCAACUCACUCCUAACCAUGUGGGCCUUCCAGCUCACUUUGAAUCCUACGAAGCCAUUGGAUGACAGGGGAUUCAUGAACGGGGUUAUGUCACUUGUUCCGCCAUGCGCAAUUGAGUUUGAGAGGAGGAUUCCAGAAUCGGAGCUCAGGCGCAUGAUGCAGCAUUAUCCUCAGGAUACUUGA
Suillus fuscotomentosus is the source of this 1539-nucleotide messenger RNA. Its product is annotated as cytochrome P450. The transcript has 13 exons. Gene Ontology annotation, molecular function: oxidoreductase activity, acting on paired donors, with incorporation or reduction of molecular oxygen; heme binding; monooxygenase activity. The record is from RefSeq and is a predicted model, not a curated record. Bases 1 to 1539 code for a protein of 512 amino acids. NCBI's taxonomy places the organism in Eukaryota, Fungi, Basidiomycota, Agaricomycetes, Boletales, Suillaceae.